AUAAAAGAACACUAGAUGGUGCCAUUUACACAGAAACCGGAUUUUUUUGUCCACUUCCGCCCUAGGGUUAACCCAGCUUCCGGUUCCUCACAAGACAACAAACACAGCUGGCAUCAGUUAAAAAUGGCCGUCGUAACCGUGGCGGGGCUAGAUCCCCACAGAAUGGAAGAAAAGAAGUUCGAGUAUUUUUCCUCCAUCAACUCCAUGGCCAAGAAGAUAAUGCAGGAGCGGGAGAAAAUCAAAUCGGAUUACGGCUCUUCGUGGGAGACAAUGACGCCGGAAGAACAAGACAAUGCCAUCGACAACAGCAUGAUGGAUCCGCAAGUCCGAGCCCGAUACGCUAUGCAUAAAGUUGACCGAGAGGAAGUGGUCUGUUACCCUAAACUGCUCAUUCAAACCGGUCAGAAGAUAGUUCAUUUUGGUGAAGAGGACAUUACGUGGCAAGACGAGCAUUCUGCCCCUUUCUCGUGGGAGACCAAGAGUCAGCUGGAGUUCAGCUUGGCCUCAGGCUCUACAGAUCAGGGGAUCUCAGCUUCACAGACUGAAACAAAAGCUUCAAAGGUUCCUCAUUCCACUCAGCUUGGCAAGACUACUCCAGGAACCAAGGGGUCUGUGAGUGAGGGACGAAGGCCUGAUGAGGAGUCGUCCUUCUGGAAGAUCAGCGCCGAGAGGUCCAGACUGGAAGGUGAGAAAGCCGACUUCCAGUCCCUGACCCCCAGUCAGAUCAAAUCUCUGGAGAAAGGAGAGAAGCCCCUCCCCUCCUACCUCAAACAGGACAGUUCCAAUGAGCCUGAGACAGCAGAGUCCCUCCCUCCAGCUCCUGUAAAGUCCAUCAAGUCGAGAGCACCCAAACCUCCUGCCCCACAGCCUCCUGUCUCCACCUCCGUUAGCGCCACACCUGCAUCUAUCUCCAUCGCUCCCACUCCAGUCCCACCCAUCAGCGUUUCCUCUACAGUAGCAGGCUGGGAGAGAUCUCAGAGCACUCUGCCAUCAGUCAGCAACACGCUGGAUGACGUGUUCUCUCCCAGUCUGAUGUCUAAGCCUUCUCACCAAACCACGACUGUGGAGAGAGAGAGGGAGGGAGAUCAGAGCGACAUCAGCCCCACCUUUCCCCAGUUCAACCCCAACGGCAGCUUGCUGAAGACUGGAUUUGACUUCUUAGACAACUGGUAAACCACAGCGCUGACUGGCCACCGCACAGAUUGUGUGAACCUAACCAUCACUUUAAAGAAGGACCAUGUUGCCAUGACUACCGACAUCCACAUCUAAACCGAACAGAUGCUAUGCUUAGAAACGAUCACAUUAUUUUCUCAUCAUUGUCGGCAGCUUGUUAAAGACAUUAUCUCACCAUCUGUGUGCCGGUAUUUUAUUUCCCCUCAGACUAAAGGAACCUCUCUCUCCUUCCAGACUUGUAUUUGUUAUUAUCGUUAGAUCGUUGCUUGAAGUUUGUCUGCAUUCUCGCGUAGCUCCUAGACACUACAGGCAUGUCAACAUGUAAUCCAAAGCUGUUUUACUCUCUUAAGUUUUAUUAUUAUUAUUAUUGUUUAAGGUGUUUUUUUUUCUCCUUUGUGCUUUUGUUUAUCUGUAUAUGAGGUUUUUGAGUUAGUUCUGCAUUCCAAAGUACCAUUUUGUGUAAUUCUGAUAGUUUAUUGGGAUUUAGGACAACAUUAGAACAAGGAACAUCAUGAAAUUUGAUCAUUACAUUCAGCUGAAUUUGUUCUAAAUGUAGUACUUUGAUUCCAGUAAUAAGUAAACUGAUGUUGGGAUUAAAAAAAAUAAAGACAGGUGGAAAAAACUGAUGUUUGAUAAUAGAAUAAACACCCAGUUCUCUUGUGUGGAGCUUUAAGAAUAAACACAUUUACACAUUUCCUUCUGGGAUAAAGGAUUGUGUUGAAGUCACAACUAGUUUUGUAUCCUAUGAUUGUAUCUUAUGCUUUGUGUCUACUGCAUUUGAGAUUAUAGUUUGGAAGUAAAUAAAUGUAAAUAAUA
Messenger RNA from Nothobranchius furzeri (turquoise killifish), 1989 nucleotides. It is a transcript of the gene c2h1orf198, whose product is annotated as chromosome 2 C1orf198 homolog. The record is from RefSeq and is a predicted model, not a curated record. NCBI's taxonomy places the organism in Eukaryota, Metazoa, Chordata, Actinopteri, Cyprinodontiformes, Nothobranchiidae.